CUCGUUUUCCCAUUCCCAUUCCCAUUCCAGGUUUUCAAUAAGCUCUUAUCGCCUCUCAGAGCUUCUGAUCAAUCAUGGGUCACUCUAACGUCUGGAAUUCUCACCCCAAGACCUACGGACCUGGCUCUCGCGCCUGUCGGGUGUGUGGAAACCCUCAUGCCAUCAUAAGGAAGUAUGGGCUCAUGUGUUGCAGACAGUGCUUCCGUAGCAAUGCCAAGGAAAUUGGAUUCAUUAAGUACCGCUGAAGAAUUUAUGUGGUUUGAAGUAGGAAGGAUCCCGUUCGAGUAUGAACCAUUUUAGUAUGUUUUUUUUAAUCAGAAGAAACUUUUAAGAUAAUGUUUUUGUUGAGUUCAUGAAAGUGUUUUAUGAGGAGUACUUUUGUUGUUUAUCAAUGAAAGUUUAUUGUUAGCUA
Messenger RNA from Hibiscus syriacus, 412 nucleotides. RefSeq names its product 40S ribosomal protein S29-like. The transcript has 3 exons. The record is from RefSeq and is a predicted model, not a curated record. Gene Ontology annotation, molecular function: zinc ion binding; structural constituent of ribosome. Gene Ontology annotation, cellular component: cytosolic small ribosomal subunit; ribosome. Bases 75 to 245 code for a protein of 56 amino acids. Lineage: Eukaryota; Viridiplantae; Streptophyta; Magnoliopsida; Malvales; Malvaceae. Gene Ontology annotation, biological process: translation.